Messenger RNA from Somion occarium, 1260 nucleotides. NCBI's taxonomy places the organism in Eukaryota, Fungi, Basidiomycota, Agaricomycetes, Polyporales, Cerrenaceae. The record is from the annotation of a GenBank genome assembly.
UUUCGGUCCAGCUCAGAGUUUCUACCCGCCAGCUCAACUUGUCCUCCUUCCACCACCUCCGACUCUCUUUCUUCAUCCUUCUCUUCCACCCUCCCUCCGACAGUUACGACUCGCCAUGGCCAUCGAAAAAGAACCCGGUCAAAAGGGUGUCAACUGGUCCAACAUUGCUGUUGGCGGCAUCAUGAACAUGUUCGAGGUUACGACAUUGGGCCAACCUCUGGAGGUACUCAAAACUCAAAUGGCGGCUAACCGGCAACAGACUAUGUUGCAAGCGGUUCAAACAGUCUGGAGUCGUGGUGGAGUUACAGGUUUCUACCAAGGUCUCAUUCCUUGGGCGUGGAUUGAGGCUUCUACUAAGGGUGCGGUACUGCUCUUCACCGCAUCGGAGAUCGAGACGAAGACAGUUGCGAUGGGCCUAAACCCUGCUGCAGCUGGUCUUCUCGGUGGUAUGGGUGGUGGCAUUGCCCAGGCCUAUGCUACUAUGGGAUUCUGCACAUGUAUGAAAACCGCGGAGAUUACCCGUCAUAAACAAGCUGCAUCUGGCAUUAAACCUCCAUCAACAUGGGCCGUCUUUGCUGAUAUCUAUCGACGAGAAGGUAUUCGUGGUAUCAACAAGGGUGUAAAUGCAGUAGCUGUUCGUCAAUGUACUAAUUGGGGCUCACGAAUGGGUUUUGCUCGGUUAGCUGAAACCUGGAUCAGGAAGGUUAAAGGAAAGGGUGAGAACGACAAGCUUUCCGCCCUUGAGAAGAUUGCUUCCUCCACUGUUGGUGGUGCCCUUGCUACUUGGAAUCAACCCAUUGAGGUUGUUCGUGUUGAGAUGCAAUCAAUGUCAAAAGCCGUUGCGAACUCUAACCGUCCGGCAAAGCUCACUAUCCUCAACACAUUGGCAUUCAUCUAUAAGGAGAACGGCAUCAAGGGUCUUUACCGCGGUGUGACUCCGCGUAUCGGUCUCGGUAUCUGGCAAACUAUCUGCAUGGUAUCUUUCGCAGACUACGUCAAAGCUUGGGUGAAGGCGAAAUAGUGAUGUUUCUUUCGUUUUGGGUUUGGACUGUUUUUGUUAUAGACUUCAUGUUGAGUGUACCGAUGCUGAGAUACCAGAUGUGGUCGAUGCAUACCUAGUCAUACUAUACUUGCUAAUAACCACAUGCUUUCUUGCUCAUGUAUUUAUCUUCAUUCAUCUCGGGGGAAGCGUUCACCCAUUGUUACCGCGGCUAAACGAUUGCCGGGGCCGGGCCAGUCUCAACUAGGAAUAUUAGCCUC